CCCGAAUCGGCGGCAAAUCAUUUCAGAUUGAACGGUCGACGACGAAGCGAGACGAUGAUGAUGCGUGCAGUGCAGCGGGUGCUUCGGCCAGCGUCGGCGCGUGGUCUUAGCACGACGGCGGAAGAGAAGAUGGCGACGUCCUUGCGCCAGGCGCUGAGCGCGACGCACGUCAAGGUCGACGACAUCUCGGGCGGCUGUGGCUCCAUGUACAAGAUCGAGGUCGCGUCGCCGACGUUCGAGGGCAAGAACCGCGUCGCGCAGCACCGCCUCGUGAACGAAGUGCUUAAGGAAGAGAUCGGUGGCAUGCACGGCCUGACGCUCAAGACGUACACGCCGGCCCAGUUUGAGCAGCUCCCCAAGUAGAGUUACAUGUCUAGAGCCGCUUGUCGUGAAGCAACAUAUAACAUCUGCGUGUUGAUAUGGUCGUCUUAACUAGGUCUACGACGACGCCCACUUGGC
Messenger RNA from Saprolegnia parasitica CBS 223.65, 459 nucleotides. RefSeq lists its product as hypothetical. The transcript has a single exon. Lineage: Eukaryota; Oomycota; Saprolegniomycetes; Saprolegniales; Saprolegniaceae. The coding region runs from base 55 to 363 and encodes 102 amino acids. The record is from RefSeq and is a predicted model, not a curated record.